AUGGCUUCGAAGCCCACGGCGGGGUCUUCUGCCCUUGCCGACCAGGUGGUUGACCAGGUCGACGCGACCGCUGAAGGAGAGAUCGUUCCUCUCCCGAGUACGGUUCAUGUGAGCUCCGAUCGGACUCGGAGUUCGGAUCAAGGUCACUCGAGGCAGGCGCCGAAGCGAGCUCGGAGUGACGAUGGAGAGACUCGUUCUCGCGAGGGCGGCCCGACUGCCUCGAACGGGAGCGGGGGAAAGCCGCCGUUUUACUGGCAGUACGAGAAUUCCAGAGGCUUCCCCGUUCAGCUCGCAUUCAAGCCCGUCGGAUGCCGGCUCCCGUCCCUGAACCAGAUGUCUGAGAAGGAGCUCUACAUCGCGACGUGCGCUGCGAGCGGGAGGGCUGUGGCAGCUCGUAACAUGUUGGUGUCCCGCCUGGAGUCGAGGAUCAGAGAUGCGCCUCAGCAGAAAGAGCUCGAUCAGGUGAAGGAGCUCGUUGCCAAGUUGACCUCCGAUCUCUCUGCGGCGAACGAGCGGGUAGCUCGUCAGGGUGAGCUCUUGAAGAAACACACCUCGCAGGAGGGUCGUGUGAAAGAGCUCGAGACCAGGGAGGCCGAUCUCUUGCGCCAGCUGUCCCAGAAUCAGGAGCAGAUGGCGGCUUUGCAGAAGGAGAGCUCGAGUGCGCUGACGCAGUCGCUUCGCCUUAGCCGGGAGAACCAGGCAAAGUUCGAGGAGAAGAGGGUGGAAGGUGAGAAGGAGGGCGAUCAGAUCGAACUCCAAUCCAACAUCGAUCUCCUUACGUCGCUGAUCUCCGGUGCGAUCAACCAGGAGGAAGAGCUCGCCAGGUUGAAGGGGCUCGAGGAUGAGGUGGCCGAAGCAGCCAAGGCGGCCCAAGUCUCCGAUUUCUCGAUCGGGAAGUUCCUUCCCGUGGUUUCGGAGGACUCGGUCGCGCGCAUGGAGAUCGACCCAUCGACGAGCAUCCCGGUUGGCUUGAACCCGUUCGGGACGAAUGCCGAAGAGAAGGGAAGCAACGAGGAGGAAGAGAAGGAAGAUGAAGAGAUGACCGUCGAGGACUGA
Molecule: messenger RNA, 1056 nt
Organism: Microthlaspi erraticum
Lineage: Eukaryota; Viridiplantae; Streptophyta; Magnoliopsida; Brassicales; Brassicaceae
Source: the annotation of a GenBank genome assembly